AUGUCUGCCGACGAGACGAAGCCGACGCGUCCUCGCGUCUUCUUCGACAUCACGAUUGGCGGUAAAGCCGCCGGUCGCAUCACCAUGGAGCUCUACAGCGACCUUGUUCCCAAGACGGCCGAGAACUUCCGCUGCCUUUGCACGGGAGAGAAGGGUCUGGGCAAGUCAGGCAAGCCCCUUCACUACAAAGGAUCUAGCUUCCACCGUGUCAUCAAGCAGUUCAUGAUCCAGGGUGGUGACUUCACCGAGGGCAACGGUACUGGCGGCGAGUCUAUCUACGGAGCGAAAUUUGAAGACGAGGCCUUUCCUUUGAAACACGAGCGUCCAUUCCUACUGUCCAUGGCCAACGCUGGCCCCAAUACCAACGGCUCCCAGUUCUUUAUUACCACCGUUGCGACUCCUCACCUCGAUAACAAGCACGUUAUUUUUGGCGAGGUUCUCAACGGCAAGUCCGUGGUUCGCCAGAUUGAGAACCUUCAGACAGCCUCGGGCGAUAAGCCUCUCAAAGACGCAGUCAUCGCUGACUGCGGCGAGCUCACGGGCGACGCUGCGCUUGCCGCCGAUGUCAAGGCCCCUGACGCCAUGGGCGAUACUUGGGAGGACUACCCGGAGGACUGUGCCUCCCCACCCGACGCUAAGCAGACGCUCAAGAUCGCCACCGAUUGCAAGGACUUUGGAAACAAGGCUUUCAAGGCCGGCGAUUUCCAGCUCGGUCUCGACAAAUACCAAAAGGGUUUGCGCUAUCUCAACGAGGAGCCUGAUCUUGACAAUGAAGAUGCUUCAGUCAAAGCGGAGCUUCAGGCUCUUCGGUUCUCACUCAACAACAACUCAGCCCUGUUAAACAUCAAGCUUCAGGCCUGGGAGGACGCUGCCAAGUCGGCCACCUAUGCCCUUGACAUUCCCGGCAUUAAGGACGCCGACCGUGCCAAGGCACUUUACCGCCGCGGCUUCGCCAGCGUUCGCCUCAAGGACGAUGAGAACGCCAUCAAGGAUCUUGAGGCUGCCCACCAGCUCGUUCCCGAGGACAAGGUCAUUCUCAACGAGCUGAACGCCGUCAAGCAGAAGGCGGCCGCCCGAGCUGCCAAGGAGAAGGCCGCCUACAAGAAAUUUUUCCAGUAG
Colletotrichum truncatum is the source of this 1119-nucleotide messenger RNA. RefSeq names its product peptidyl-prolyl cis-trans isomerase. The record is from RefSeq and is a predicted model, not a curated record. Gene Ontology annotation, biological process: protein folding; protein peptidyl-prolyl isomerization. Lineage: Eukaryota; Fungi; Ascomycota; Sordariomycetes; Glomerellales; Glomerellaceae. Gene Ontology annotation, molecular function: peptidyl-prolyl cis-trans isomerase activity; protein binding.